AUGGUGAGAGACGCCAACCGACGACCGACGACGACCGACGCGACGACGACGACCGACGCGACCGGCGACGACGCAUACCUGCACAGCGACGAGAUGACUCUCAUCCUCACCAAUCUGCCGCCCGCCUCGGCGGUCACCCUCGCGCGCUUUGCUCAAGUGAGCCAGUCCUUUGCGGCCGAGGGCGGUGUCGUGGAAACUGCCCUCCGUUCGCGCCACGGCCCACAGCCGGCGGCUCUGCCCGACGCCUUCGACACGUGGCUCGCAAAGCUGCUUUGGGACGAGCGCCGUUCUGGCGUUCACGCUCCUGUGCUGAGCGUUGGGCGCACGCACGGCGCCACCGUGCACGACGGCCGGUGCUUCGUGUGGGGAUCAGAGUACGUCUCUUACGCCGGGCGCGAGGUGCCCGGCCUGCUUGGCGUCGGCCUGCGCAACCAGGCGAGACACGUCUACCAGGGCAACGUGGACACGCCCAAGCCUCUAGCCAACGUCACCAAUGCCCACACGCUCGUCCUCGCGGCCGACGGCAGCGUCUACGCCUUUGGCAACGGCGAGUGGGGCCAGUGCGGCUCCGCGAAGGGCCGGCCCAAGACCGAUUUCUUCCCGCCGUUCGCGCAGCCCGAGCGGCUCCGCGGAGCGCACACUCUGUCUCAGCCCAGCACCUUCGGCCAGCUCAAAGACGCGUACUGGAAGAUCGACACCCUCUACUUCAUUGACGAGAACGACCUGCCCUUCGCGUCCUGCGCUGAGUGCAUCGGCUGCGAUAACCCGCCCAUGCAGAUCUCGGGCAGCAAGAUGCAGGCUUGCC
Emiliania huxleyi CCMP1516 is the source of this 805-nucleotide messenger RNA. RefSeq lists its product as hypothetical. NCBI's taxonomy places the organism in Eukaryota, Haptophyta, Isochrysidales, Noelaerhabdaceae. The transcript has 2 exons. The record is from RefSeq and is a predicted model, not a curated record. The annotation marks the transcript as partial.